UUCCUCACUUCUUUGAAACUAAUUAAUUUUCCCAUUAUAAAUAGUCACCACCAACCAAAUUAAUUUCUCUAUUACAAAUUUCAAUUUUUUUUCUGCACCAAACAAACCAAUUAUGUUCUUCCACAGUCAGCAACAGAAAUUCAUUGUGGAGAUCACAGUCAUAUCAGCUGAAGGCCUCAAGAACACAUCUUCUUCUCUCUUCUCGCACCGUCUACGGCCUUUCGUGUCCAUCUCCACCGUCCCACCAACACCAGCUUCAUGCCACGGAGGUGAUCACGGCAAGGUGUACCAAACAAGGAUAGAUGAUUCAGGUGGCGUAAACCCCUCAUGGGGUGAUAGCUUUCGUGUACCGGUGGAGGCCACCUUCUUCGCCAAUAGGUAUUCUUGUAUAUAUCUGCAACUCUACACUAAACGACUCAUUUCCGGCAAGGCUCAACUGGGUUGGUGCCAGAUUCCAGUCUCCGAUAUUGGAUUCUCUCCGGCGGGCUCGCUUCGGCACCUUAGUUACCGACUACGGGACAACGACGGCUCAAGAGGCCACGGAAUUGUCAAUGUUUCCGUCAAGUUGGAAACUGCGGCUCCAUUCGCGGGGAAUGGAUUGCAGUUGGACACGUGCCAGACGGUAAUUGGUAUACCGGUGACGGCGGUGCCACGUCAAGGAAACUACGGGGUCAAAAGCCAGUUGUGAAGAUAUGCUGUUAAUUUUAACCAAUCAUAUCUAGCGGUACAACUAACUUCAAUGCUCUCAAGUGUACCAUAUCAUUUGCCUCCAAGAGGCUUCAUUAAAUUUAGUCAUGUUAUUGGGGUACCGAAGCUUUUUUUCAUUUCAUUCUUCAUCUUUAAUGGAGUUGGGGCUUGGGAGUUACUAUGGUUGUUCUUUUAUUAAACCACUCGGACAAAA
Molecule: messenger RNA, 901 nt
Organism: Rubroshorea leprosula
Lineage: Eukaryota; Viridiplantae; Streptophyta; Magnoliopsida; Malvales; Dipterocarpaceae
Source: the annotation of a GenBank genome assembly